AUGACCGGCACCCCAGGUCCUGGCGACACUUGCUACGACGACGCUCGACCGCACCAACAGCCAGCUAAAUCGUCUGUGAGUUCAAACCGUAGUGGCGCCCUGACCAUUCUAUGGCAUGUUGGCCACAAAAACCGAUUAGUUUUGUGCUAUUCUGCUACGACACGCGCUCAGAAGAAAGCCGACUCACACCUGGGCGGCUCAGACGACGAUUCGCUCACAGUAGCGGAACUGACGAACGCCGCGCAGAAGUGA
Sphaeroforma arctica JP610 is the source of this 252-nucleotide messenger RNA. RefSeq lists its product as hypothetical. NCBI's taxonomy places the organism in Eukaryota, Ichthyosporea, Ichthyophonida. The transcript has a single exon. Bases 1 to 252 code for a protein of 83 amino acids. The record is from RefSeq and is a predicted model, not a curated record.